UCGCUUCGAAGCCUCGGCCUCUUUUUCGCUUCCCCCUCCCUUCCGACUCCCCAACGGCGGCGGCGGCGGCGGCGUGGUGCGGCGGCGAGGGUUUUAAGUAGGCUGCGCGGCGGAGAACGCCGGGGACGCGAGCGGAGUGAUCUAGCCUUAUCCUCCUUCGUCGCCUCCGGAUUGGUUUCGCGGCGGCCGGCCGUGUCUCCUGACUGCGUCUGUGGCCGGGAUGAGGGUGAAGGUGAUAUCGCGCUCCACCGACGAGUUCACGCGGGAGCGCAGCCAGGACCUGCAGAAAGUAUUCCGCAAUUAUGAUCCAGCACUUCGUUCUCAGGAGAAAGCGGUUGAAUACACCAGGGCUCUUAAUGCUGCGAAGUUAGAGAAGAUAUUUGCUAGGCCAUUUAUUGGAGCAAUGGAUGGCCAUGUUGAUGCUGUAUCAUGCAUGGCGAAAAACCCCAAUUAUUUGAAAGCAAUAUUUUCUGGCUCAAUGGAUGGGGAUAUUCGUCUGUGGGACAUUGCUGCAAGGAAGACAGUCUGCCAGUUCCCUGGACAUCAGGGUGCUGUGAGGGGUUUGGCGACAUCUACUGAUGGUGAUCUUCUAGUAUCAUGUGGUGUUGACUGCACUGUUCGACUAUGGAAAGUCCCUAUGCUCAAGAUGGUAGACACUAACGAUGCUAUUGGAGAUGCUUCUCAGCCAUCAGCGGUCUACACCUGGAAGCAUGCGUUUUGGGGUGUUGACCACCAGUGGGAUGGCAAUCUUUUUGCAACUGUAGGUGCUCAGGUUGAUAUAUGGGAUCAAAACAGGUCAGAGCCAAUAAAUAGCUUUGAAUGGGGUAAAGAUACAGUUCUGUCCGUGAGAUUUAAUCCUGGAGAACCUGAUGUUCUAAUUACAUCAGCUAGUGAUCGGAGUAUAACACUUUAUGAUCUACGCAUGUCAUCCCCUGCUAGAAAGCUAAUCAUGAAGACAAGGUGCAACUCAAUAUGCUGGAACCCUAGGGAGCCUAUGAACUUCACUGCCGUAAAUGAAGAUACAAAUUGCUAUUCCUUUGAUGCUAGAAAGCUUGAUGAAGCCAAAGUUGUUCACAAGGGCCAUGUUUCAGCAGUGAUGGACAUUGAUUAUUCACCAACAGGGCGUGAAUUUGUUACGGGUUCCUACGAUAGAACAGUGCGGAUCUUCCAAUAUAAUGGUGAUCAUAGCAGGGAGAUAUACCAUACUAAGAGGAUGCAAAGGGUGUUUUGUGUGAAAUACACCUAUGAUGGAACCUAUUUGGUUUCUGGCAGUGAUGAUACGAAUCUUCGGCUGUGGAAGUCCAAAGCUUCAGAACAGUUGGGAGUUCUUCUUCCAAGAGAACGCAGAAAACAAGAAUACCUAGAUGCUGUCAAGGAGCGGUAUAAGCACCUUCCCGAAGUCAAGCGGAUUGUGAGGCAUAGGCACUUACCUAAGCCAAUCUACAAGGCGGCCAACUUAAGGCGAACGAUGAUUGAAGCAGAAAACCGUAAAGAAGAAAGGAGGCGUGCGCACAGUGCCCCCGGGAGCAUGCCUGUGCAGCCCUUCAGGAAGAGAAGAAUAAUCAAAGAAGUAGAGUAAAAUGGAAGAAUAUGUGUGGCACAAAACCAAACGCCGCGAUUUUACAGGUCUAGCUCAAGACGGGGACAUGUCUAAUCAUCCACCAAACCAUUCAUCGGAGAGUGACGUCUGUUGCAAACAGUGUUUAGAAAGCAGCCCCAGCAGCAGCAGAAAUCGAAGGGUCUAUGGUUCAUCAGUUUAUAAAGGGCUGAAAUUUUUGCUUCUGCUCAAUUUGUUGUAUCGUUUUGCUUGUAACGAUUUAUGAACCUUCUAGUUAUGUAUCUCGUAUUACUUUUCUGAUGAGUAACCUGUGUAAUAGCUAUGUCGAAUGGAACAAUACAUGUGUGGCUCUGUCAGCACGCUGAUUGUUCUGC
Molecule: messenger RNA, 1932 nt
Organism: Oryza sativa Japonica Group (Japanese rice)
Lineage: Eukaryota; Viridiplantae; Streptophyta; Magnoliopsida; Poales; Poaceae
Biological process (GO): maturation of SSU-rRNA from tricistronic rRNA transcript (SSU-rRNA, 5.8S rRNA, LSU-rRNA)
Cellular component (GO): nucleolus; small-subunit processome
Molecular function (GO): protein binding
Source: RefSeq, a predicted model, not a curated record